This is a messenger RNA of Cydia amplana, 994 nucleotides long. RefSeq names its product D-erythronate dehydrogenase-like. The record is from RefSeq and is a predicted model, not a curated record. Bases 1 to 972 code for a protein of 323 amino acids. Lineage: Eukaryota; Metazoa; Arthropoda; Insecta; Lepidoptera; Tortricidae. The transcript has a single exon.
AUGAAGUUAGUAAUAACGGGAGCCGCUGGAUUUCUGGGCGCUCGGCUGGCAAAGGCCUUGCUGGCCCCAAACUCCGCAUUGGCCGUGUCCGAGCUGGUGCUCGUAGAUGUGACAGCGCCAACUCCACCUCCUGCCAGCAUACCGGUGCGGGCCCUGGCUCUGGACCUAGCCGCACCGGGUGCCGCAGAACAAAUCAUCGAGGCCGAUACAGCUGUGAUCUUCCAUCUGGCGGCCAUCGUCAGCGGCAACGCGGAGAAAGACUUCGACUUGGGAUUCCGCGUCAAUUUCGACGCGACCCGCGCGCUGCUGGAGGCGGCCCGGCGGCGUCGCGCGUCGAACCUGGUAUUCGUUAUGACUAGUACUGUAGGGGUGUACGGUGGAAAGUUACCGGACUCGCCGGACGAGGAUUUCGCACCGAUGCCGCAGACGUCGUACGGCUGCGCCAAGGCGAUGGCGGAGCUGCUGGCAAGCGAGUACGGGCGGCGCGGCUGGGCCGACACCCGUGUAGUUCGGCUCCCGACGGUCUCGGUGCGCGGAGGAAGCGCCAACACCGCCAUCUCGUCUUUCGCGAGCGAUAUUGUCAGAGAAACGCUCGAGGGCCGCGAAGCGACGGUGCCGGUACCGCCGGAGCUGUGCAUGUGGCUGUCGGGUCCGGCAACGGUGGUGCACAACUUGAUUUACGCGGUGACGUUGCCGGCGACCGCCUGGAAGGAGCGGCGCGUGCUGUCGCUGCCGGGGCUGACGGUGGCGACGCGGGAGAUGGUGGCGGCGCUGGGCCGCGUGUGCGGGCCGCAGUACGCGGCGCGCGUGCGCUGGCAGUCGGACCCGCGGCUGGCGGCCAUGAUGGCGUCGGUGCCGGCGCGGCUGGCCGCUCAGCGGGCACUGAAGCUCGGCUUCCGAGAGGACGAGACCUAUGACGACCUCAUCCGCGAAUACAUACGCGACGACCUCGGCGGCCGCAUACCCAAGUAGCCGCAUAUCAUUUGAUUUUAAA